Messenger RNA from Cokeromyces recurvatus, 677 nucleotides. RefSeq lists its product as uncharacterized. The coding region runs from base 51 to 599 and encodes 182 amino acids. The transcript is spliced from 4 exons. The record is from RefSeq and is a predicted model, not a curated record. NCBI's taxonomy places the organism in Eukaryota, Fungi, Mucoromycota, Mucoromycetes, Mucorales, Mucoraceae.
GAGCCAAUGUUGACGCACACCGUCUGAUUUCUAAUACACCAUCAACAAGGAUGUGUAACUGGGACCAGUUCAAUAAAGCUUUACGAUAUAUAUUUCAGAACUUUGAGGCAAUUAAAGGCUAUUACACAAUCGGAUUGAAAAAGCUCAAAUAUCACGGCUAUAGAAACAAGCAAAAAGCAUUGACCGAAAUGUGUAAACGGUUGUUUACAGGUAGCAGAAAAUAUCAAGAAGGCAAUCCUAAUAUACAACAAGCAAAUCAGCAAAAGUGGAAAACGUUAGCCCCUAGAGACAAUGCCGUGGCAUUUGGUUCUGCUCGGUUCGGUGGACUUUGUGGGAAUGUGCCUUCUCCAACAAAGGUAUUCAGAAAAGCCUUACUAAAUUAUGUCAAAUCAACCGAACGCAACCAGCCAAAUUCAAGAAAGUACAUCGUUAUGAUUGAUGAGUAUUUCACAAGUCAAAUAUGUCCCAGAUGUUAUAAAAGAAAUACUUCCAACCAACGCGAUAACUCCAAUAUGAUGAUCCAUCCAAGAUCACAUGGCGAGUCCCAACAUACGCUCUAUCUUUUUGUAUAUGGCUGCCAACAACAACAAUCAACCUGAAGAGUUUCGGUGGGGUUCAUUCACCCAAAAAUUAAAAGUAUCUUAAUAUGUCCCAUUUCCGUAUCGCUGUCCCAUUUU